AUGACGACCUUGCAGCCCCGCCCGCCGUACUCCGAGGAGGAGCUUAAGAAACUAUAUCCAGAGAACCUCGAGCUCCGGCUUGUUCAAGUUCUGUUGAGACACGGCGAGCGCGCACCUGUUUCUGUCCGUUUCCAGAAUGCAGGUCUCGCGCCGUACUGGCCCUACUGCAAUGCCGCCCAACGACUGCGCUCCGUUGCCAUGAUCCCCAACGGCGAGCAAGCCUGGGACUCACUACAGUGGCGGAGAAGAUUGGAACGCUUCGGAGAGGAUGAUGGGCCUAUAAUAGCAGCUGGAGCAGGAGGAGAGGUGGACGGCAUCUGCCAACUAGGUGAACUCACUGACCCAGGCCGGCAAUCCACCUACGCGCUUGGGACUCGUCUCCGACACCUCUAUGUCGACCAGCUGAGUUUUAUGCCUAAACUCAUUGCCAAUGCCGACCUCAUCUAUCUCAGAGCAACUCCCAUGCCUCGCGCUCUCGAAUCGGUUCAGCAAUCGUUCUGGGGCAUGUACCCUUCUACGGCGAGAACGGCAGCAUUCCCUUCUCCAACAAUCGUGACACGGACUCCCGCAGAUGAAACUCUCUUUCCUAAUGACAGCAAUUGUCGUCGCUUUGCCCAGCUCUCACGAGCAUUUGCCCAACGCACAGCCGAUCGGUGGAACGACACAUCCGAUAUGGAGUACCUAACCAAGUUAAUCAGCAGAUGGAUGCCCGAAAGUAGCCCUCGUGUAGCCGUCGACUCGCACCCACGGCUGUCUGGCAUCAUGGACACAAUCAACAGCACCCUUGCCCACGGCCCGGAAACCCGCCUACCUAAAGAAUUCUACGACAAGAGAGCCGCUGGCAUCAUCGACAAAGUCGCUGUCGAAGAGUGGUUCUCGGGGUAUAACGAGUCGCGCGAGUAUCGCAAGCUGGGAAUAGGAGCUUUGGCGGGCGACAUCGUUGAGCGCAUGGUCAGUAAAGUCGAAGGCGCCGGCCUCUCAAUCUAUGAGAUUGGCGGAGAGAAUGGCUUCCUCGGCCAAGGCCGGGGUGGGGAGAAGGGCAUACUGUUCGCCAUGUCAGGCUGUCAUGACACCACACUAGCUUCUCUCCUCACCGCUGUUGGCGCCUUCAACGGCGAAAAGUGGCCUCCCUACACAUCCCACAUCGCCGUCGAGCUCUUCCGCAAGAAGGCCGACAGCCUCCCACCGGCAUCCGAAUCAUCAAGUCCUACCGCCCCAAAGUCCGCAACAGCCAUCCAAGCAGCAUCCCUCAAUUCCUCAAAGCCAGGCUGGAUCUCCUCUAUGCUCGGCCUUUCCUCCUCUGCCUCAUCCGCCCUCACUCCCACAUCAGUCCAGCAGCCCGGCGCACGCGCCGAAGGCAUCGCCCGGCGACCCUUCACCGACCUCUCCGCCGCCGAGAAACAGAAGCUCGACGGGUACUACGUCCGCCUCCGCUACAACGACAAAGUCAUGACCGUCCCCGCCUGCAAGAAGCCCGGCAACCACCUGGACGGCGACGACAGCUUCUGCACCCUCGAGACCUUCAAGCGCGUCGUCGACGGCUUCACGCCCGCGAACUGGAAGGGCGAGUGCGGCUUGCGCCUCGGCGAGCCGGCGCAGGGCCUGGAUGGUGCACAGCAGUGGGCGGGCCAGAUCGAGGAUGACGCUUAG
Messenger RNA from Cyphellophora europaea CBS 101466, 1650 nucleotides. RefSeq lists its product as uncharacterized. Gene Ontology annotation, molecular function: phosphatase activity. NCBI's taxonomy places the organism in Eukaryota, Fungi, Ascomycota, Eurotiomycetes, Chaetothyriales, Cyphellophoraceae. Gene Ontology annotation, biological process: dephosphorylation. The record is from RefSeq and is a predicted model, not a curated record. The transcript is spliced from 3 exons. Bases 1 to 1650 code for a protein of 549 amino acids.